AUGGACGACGAUCCUUCGACGAGUCUCAGCCCUCCGGCGACGCCAUCUUUGGUGGAAGACGUGACGCCAGUCAAACUUAGGAACGGAGAAAAUGAGACGCCCCCGCGUCUCAUGAUUAGCAAAAUGGAACUGGAGAAUUUCAAGUCCUACGCCGGCGUCAAAACGAUUGGACCCUUUCACAAAUGCUUUUCCGCCGUGGUGGGGCCGAACGGUUCCGGCAAGUCGAACGUCAUUGACGCCAUGUUGUUCGUCUUCGGCAAGCGCGCCAAGAAACUCCGCCUCAACAAGGUCUCGGAGCUUAUCCACAAGUCGCAGGAUCACAGUGACUGUGUCUCGGCGCGGGUCUCGGUAUAUUUCCAGGAAAUUAUCGAUACCGGCCCCGGUGAUACCGAUUACGUCGUCGUCCCGAAGACGGACUGCGUCGUUACACGCGUCGCCCGUCAGGACAAUUCAUCCACCUACAAGAUUCAGGGAAAGUCCUGUCAAUUCAAGGACGUCGCGGCCUACCUAGACAGUAAAGGUAUUGAUCUAGACAAUAACCGCUUUCUCAUUCUUCAAGGAGAAGUCGAAAUGAUCUCCAUGAUGCCACCCAAGGGAAAGACUGAUCAGGAUGAAGGUUUACUCGAAUACCUGGAAGACAUCAUUGGAAGCAACAAGUAUCUCGAACAAACCAACGAAGCGGCACUCCAGGUGGAAGCCUUGUCGGAACUCCGUCAGGAAAAACUCAACCGUGUCAAAGCCGUAGAAAAGGAAAAGGACAAUCUCCAGGCGGCCAAACUCGAAGCCGAAGCCUUGCUCGGCAAAGAUCGCGAGAUCCGUCGCAAGCAGAACGUUCUCUACCAAAUCCACGCCGCUCACGCCUCACGGGAUGCGCAGCACGCCACCUUGCAACAGACCGCGGCCGCCACCAAGCUCGACGCCGCCCGCCAAAAACUCCAGGCCGCCAACGACCGCGUCCACGAAAUUGAAAACGGACACGCCGCGCAGAAACUCGCCUACGAGAAAAUUCACGCGGAACUCGUACAGACCAAGGAAGAGUUCGCCGCCUACGAGCGUCGGGAUAUUAAGCUACGCGAAGAAAUCAAGCACGAGAAAGCGCAACGCAAAAAGUUGGUGGCAAAAAUGGCCAGUGAGGCACAAAAACACGAGCAAGCCGUUCAAAAGGGGCAGGAUGCAACCGAGGCCAUUCCAACGUUGGAACAAGAGAUUGUCACUCUGACGGAUGACAAAGCGACGGAAGAUGCCAAAUUGGAGGACAUUUACGAAGCCAUGAAAGGCGUAACACAGCAGCUUCGUGGCGAGCUCGAAACUAAAACGCAGGAACUCGCGCCCGUCCACCAGGAACGCGCCGUCUUUCAAGCCAGGCUCGACACCGCUCUGACGCAGGUUCAAUUGUUGGAAGGCUCUACCACGCGAGCGAAGGAAAAACUGCUUCAGGCCGAAACCGAACUCGCUUCGAUUAAUCAGACGCAGCAGUCGAAACGGGAGGAACUCAUUGCGGCACAAGACGAACUCCAGCAGGCGCAGGAACGUAUCACGCAGGCGGAAGGCGAAGAAACGGUCCUCGCUACAAAAGAAGUCCAAAUCUCCCAACGUAACAAGGAUUUGUUGGCCCGCGCCGAAGAAGCAAAGGCUGCAUUGCAGUCCAAGGGCGGGGGUCGAUCGAGUGCGGUCAAAGGAGUUCUGCAAGCGGCACGCAAGGGAGGUGAGCUCGGGAAUGUUGGUGUCCUCGGUCGUCUCGGAGAUCUGGCCACGAUUCCGGAAGACUAUGACGUGGCCGUUUCCACCGCUUGUGGGAUGCUUGAUCACAUUGUGGUACAAACGACAGCGGGUGCGCAGCGCUGCCUCGAGUUCUUACGCAAACACGGACUGGGCCGCGCAAACUUUAUUCCUCUCGAUAAGAUGAAAAAAGGAGCGCACGACCGAGUCGUCGAGACUCCGGAAGGCGCCCGUCGCUUAUUCGAACUCAUCCAGCCUUCCAAUUUUGCUAUUCUUCCCGCAAUCUUUCUCGGCGUUGGUGAUACUUUAGUAGCUCCGGAUCUCGAAACCGCCACACGCUGGGCCUACGAAUUCGGUAAACGUUGGCGCGUAGUCACACUGGAUGGCAAGUUGAUUGAAACGGCGGGAACCAUGUCGGGAGGUGGCAAGAGCCUUCGCCGUGGUGGUAUGCGAUUGGCCAACGCUCGUUCCAAGAGUACCGCAGAUAGUACUGCGGAUGAAGAAGAAUCCAUGGAUUGCCAAAAGUUGCAAGAUGAAGCCACAAAGGCCCAGGAGCUGUUGCAGCAGGUUCGCUUGCGCCGUAAGGAACUUACAGACGAGGUCCGGGGACUGAAAAAGCGUGUUAAAGCUCUAGAGGUUGUCCUCCCCAAACUUGCCAUGGAAAUUGAGGGAUGCGAUACGACGAGGAAAAACUUGACAGAGUCGAUCCCUGGUCUCCGCGCGCAGUCUGAACUGAGCCAAAAGGACGCCGCCAAACUCGUCGACCUUACCCGUGAAGUGGAAAAGUGCAAAACAGACAUGGCAUCGUGUUCCAUGCUGGCCUCCAAACUCGAAACAGAGGUAGCUCGUCUCCAAAAGGCUAUUCUAGAUGCUGGUGGAACAAAGCUCAAGAAGCAACAAGCUGCGUGCGAAAAGGUUUUGUCUGUCCUCAAUGAUGCGGAGAAGGCGCUCAACUCAGCCAAGGUCGCUAUCACAACGUCUGAGAAAGCUGCGACAAAAGCCGAAAAGAACAAGGCUGCAGCCGAAGAGCAGCUCGAAAAGUGCAAGGUCUUGUUGGGAGAAAAGGCUGCCGAAUUCAAAGCGCUCGAAGAGGAUGCUUUCCACGUCAUGCAAGCAUUCGAAAAGGUCAAAGAAGUGGAGGCCGAAAAGCGUGAAGCACUAGAAGCCGUCUCGAAGGAAUCGGAAGAGCUGCGAAAGUCACAGUCCGAAGUCAAAUUUGUGGAAGUUGAUCUCGUUGGUCAAGUUGACGCCUUUGCAAAGCAAAUUUCCGACGCCGAGAAAAAGAUUCAACACUGGUCCAACGAGAUCGAAAAGCUACGCGCCGUUGCCAAUGACGACGACGACUUUGACAUGUCGGACGACGAAGAAGAGGAAGUGUCGACGAAGCUAAAGCACGACAUUGUCGACGAAGCAGAGGAUGUUGAUAUGGAAGACGACAGCAAUGUAGCAAACGCCGAUACGGAACGACAACCGCUCGAAAAAAUACCAAAGAGUUCGUUGCCCACCCUCUCCGAAGCCGCAUUGCGACAAUACAACAAAGACGAAAUCAAAGAAGAAAUCACGGUAUUGGAAACAGAGCGAAAUGCGAUUGCGAAGAAUGCCAAUAUGGGGGCCAUUGCCGAAUACCGUAAGAAGGAGGCCGAUUACCUUGCCCGAGUCACCGAGCUGGAUGGCGUAUCUGAGGAGCGCAACGCCGUACGCAAGACUCAUGAAGAACUUCGUCGGCUGCGUUUAGAAAUGUUUAUGGAUGGCUUCGGACAAAUUACGUUGAAACUGAAGGAAAUGUAUCAAAUGAUUACCCUUGGAGGCGAUGCAGAGUUGGAGCUUGUCGAUUCGCUCGAUCCGUUUUCCGAAGGUAUUGUCUUUUCGGUACGGCCACCAAAAAAGUCUUGGAAAAACAUCAGCAACUUAUCCGGUGGCGAAAAAACACUGUCAUCGCUGGCUUUGGUCUUUGCCCUGCAUCAUUACAAGCCAACUCCCUUAUACGUAAUGGACGAAAUCGAUGCCGCCCUUGACUUUAAGAACGUUUCAAUCGUGGCGAACUACAUCAAAGAGCGGACCAAGAAUGCACAAUUUAUUAUCAUCUCCCUGCGCAACAACAUGUUCGAGCUUGCGGAUCGACUAGUAGGAAUCUACAAAACAAACAAUGCCACCAAAUCUGUCACCAUUAAUCCACGAGCUUUUGGUGUCGAUGCCCAGCAGAAUGGACAAAUUCCGACGACUCCGGCGUUGUCGGAACGAACAAAUGCGGGCGGAGCCGACCGAUCCGCUUCAGCCGUAAAGGACACAUCGGUACGGCGACGAGUUCCGUUCGAGGGGAGUUCGGAGGAUGUCAAAAUUUCGGAAGCCUAAAUAUCUGGGGAUCAGUACUAUAUCUAUUGCUGCCUCAAUAUAGUAUUUGUAUGUAGCUG
This is a messenger RNA of Phaeodactylum tricornutum CCAP 1055/1, 4130 nucleotides long. RefSeq lists its product with no specific name. Gene Ontology annotation, biological process: mitotic chromosome condensation. The transcript has 3 exons. Gene Ontology annotation, molecular function: protein binding; ATP hydrolysis activity; ATP binding. The coding region runs from base 1 to 4071 and encodes 1356 amino acids. Gene Ontology annotation, cellular component: chromosome. NCBI's taxonomy places the organism in Eukaryota, Bacillariophyta, Bacillariophyceae, Surirellales, Neidiaceae. The record is from RefSeq and is a predicted model, not a curated record.